Megalops cyprinoides (Indo-Pacific tarpon) is the source of this 1797-nucleotide messenger RNA. RefSeq names its product family with sequence similarity 49 member A (gene cyria). The transcript has 10 exons. The record is from RefSeq and is a predicted model, not a curated record. Gene Ontology annotation, biological process: regulation of actin filament polymerization. Gene Ontology annotation, molecular function: small GTPase binding. Bases 308 to 1282 code for a protein of 324 amino acids. NCBI's taxonomy places the organism in Eukaryota, Metazoa, Chordata, Actinopteri, Elopiformes, Megalopidae.
GUUUGCUGGGAUGGGUAAUCUUCUUAAAGUCCUUACAAGGGAAAUAGAAAACUAUCCACAUUUUUUCCUGGACUUCGAAAGUAAGUUUGAAGGAGUGGGCAAGGGUGAAAAGCAUAACCUCUCAGUGAUUUCCCUCCUAUCAGCAUGUGGUUUGUAUCUGUGACUUCCCCCUUCAGUGCUGCUAAAAAUGUACAGACACGACUUCCUACCAGCGCACGGAGGACUCUCCUGACCCGCGGUGAAUCUGUGAUUUACUGUUCACAACACAAGACGCCUUCUCUUCUUCCUUCUCUCUUUCAGAAACCAAAUGGGGAAUCUGUUAAAAGUUCUCACUUGCACAGAGCUUGAACAGGGGCCAAACUUUUUCCUUGACUUUGAAAACGCACAGCCGACAGAGUGUGAGAAAGAAGUGUGGAACCAGGUCAAUGCGGUGCUGCAGGACUCCGAGAGCAUUCUCUCUGGCCUCCAGGCCUACAAGGGAGCCGGGCAGGAGAUAAGAGACGCCAUACAGAAUCCAAAUGACAUGCUGAUGCAGGAGAGAGCAUGGAACUCUGUCUGUCCUUUGGUCAUACGCCUCAAGAAGUUCUAUGGGUUCUCUUUGAGGCUAGAGAAAGCCCUGCAGAGCCUCUUGGAGUCUCUAACGUGCCCAUCACAAACUCCAACGCAGCACCUGGAGAAAGAGCAGGCCCUGGCCAAGCAGUUCGCUGAGAUCCUGCACUUCACCUUGCGAUUCGACGAGCUCAAGAUGAGAAUUCCAGCCAUUCAGAAUGACUUCAGUUAUUAUCGACGGACCAUUAGUCGAAACAAGAUAAAUAACAUGAAUUUGGACAUCGAGAACGAGGUCAACAAUGAGAUGGCGAAUCGGAUGUCUCUCUUUUACGCCGAGGCAACGCCGAUGCUGAAAACCCUCAGCACUGCAACGACAAAUUUUGUGUCUGAGAACAAAACAUUGCCCUUGGAGAACACCACAGACUGCUUGAGUACUAUGGCUAGUGUGUGUAAAGUCAUGCUGGAAACACCAGAGUACACCAGCAGAUUCAACAGUGAGGACACCCUGCUCUUCUGUAUGCGAGUCAUGGUCGGGGUCAUAAUCCUCUAUGACCACGUGCAUCCUGCCGGUGCCUUCACAAAGUCGUCCAAAAUCGAUAUGAAGGGGUGCAUCAAGGUUCUGAAGGAUCAGCCUGCAGAUAAUGUUGAAGGUCUACUCAAUGCCCUCAAGUUCACCACAAAACACCUGAAUGAUGAGACGACUCCAAAAGCCAUCAGAGCAAUGCUUCAGUAACAUUUUUUUAUAUGAAGAGGAUCUAUGUACUGACCUCAAGAGAUGUAUAUGUUUACAUAAUUUAAGGACUUGAUGUUAAUACUUGUGUGUAUUUACAUAGUCAUUCCCUCCAAUUUACUGAAACUUAGAAAGUGUACCUUUAUUCUAAAAUUAAUUGCCUAUGCUAUUGUUUGUUUGAAGCACAAAUUAAUUAUACCUUUCGGCCUUACAAACUGAGACAUGCAAAGUGCUUGGCGUGCAUCAUUUGAAAAAAAAUACGCAGUUACUGUAAGUGAGAGACCUUAAGGGGCAAAGUCAUUGGUUGUCAUUGUGCUCUGAGAAGCUUUGUGAAGGUAGCCAUGGUGAUGACUUGCAUUUUGAGGUAUUCUUGGUGAGUUUGUUUAAAUAGUUGUCUUCUGUGAGCGGUAACUGACAAAGAAAGGCAGUGUGCCAUGAGAAAUAUGUCUACCAAAUGUUUUUGUUUGUUAUUUGAAACCAUGUUGUGGCUGAGGUUGGGAUUUUUUUUUUUGGUAUGU